Zasmidium cellare ATCC 36951 is the source of this 2097-nucleotide messenger RNA. RefSeq lists its product as uncharacterized. The coding region runs from base 1 to 2097 and encodes 698 amino acids. The record is from RefSeq and is a predicted model, not a curated record. NCBI's taxonomy places the organism in Eukaryota, Fungi, Ascomycota, Dothideomycetes, Mycosphaerellales, Mycosphaerellaceae. Gene Ontology annotation, molecular function: quinone binding; primary methylamine oxidase activity; copper ion binding. The transcript has 4 exons. Gene Ontology annotation, biological process: amine metabolic process.
AUGGCGCCCCACCCCCUCCAGCAGCUCUCCUACCAAGAGACAGAAAUAGCGAAAGACAUCAUCAUCUCAGAGCACGACCAGAACGAGGUCAUCCUUCUCAGAGAGAUCUUCCUCCAAGAACCUGCCAAAGCCGAGUUGAAGAAGUUCCUGGCCCUCGAGCACGCGGGCAGCCUUACAGAAUCGUCUCCUCGCCCGUCACGUCUGGCGAGGUGUCAGUACGAUGUUAUUGGUUCUGAUAAGAUCCCGUAUUUCCACGAGGCUGUUGUCGACGUCUCGAAGAAAGCUCGUAUUGAGCAUGAAGUUGUUGGCAAGGAGCACCAGGCGCCGCUGAUUCUCUCUGAGUUCGACCACCUCGUAGAAUGCGUCGAAGCAUCGCAAGAAUUCAAGGACGCUCUCGCCGAAUUCGAACUGCCCGAAGGCUUCGACAUCAUUGUGGAACCCUGGCCCUAUGGCGGACCCGAUGAGGAAGAUGGCAACACACGCUUCUUCCAAGGCCUCGUCUUUGCCUACGACAAGAGGAAGGGCAACGCCGACACAAACUUCUACCCCUACCCGCUGCCUCUGAUCCCGGUCAUGGAUGCUCAGACAAAGAAAAUCGUCAAGAUUGACAGACUGGCUACUGGCGGCAAGGGAGACGCUCUAGAUGGCAAGACUCAUAUCAAGAAAGUCCUUGAUCAUUGCAAAUCUGCAGAGUACGUUCCAGAGCUGCUGCCAAACGGCACCAGAAAGGACUUGAAGCCAUUGAACGUCUCACAACCGGAAGGACCAUCUUUCUCCGUGACCGACGACUCCCUAGUCGAAUGGCAAAGAUGGAGAUUCCGAGUCACCUUCAACCCCCGUGAAGGCGCCGUCAUCCACGACGUAACCUACGACGGCCGAAGCAUGUUCUACCGCCUCUCCGUCAGUGAGAUGACCGUCCCAUACGCCGAUGCCAGGAAUCCCUUCCACCGAAAGCAGGCCUUUGAUUUUGGAGACGGUGGAGCUGGAAACUGUGCGAAUAAUCUCUCGCUUGGGUGCGAUUGUCUCGGUGUCAUCAAGUACUUCGAUGGCGUUCUUGUUGCUGGCAACAAUGAGAUCAAACAUGCUCCCAAUGUAAUUUGUCUGCAUGAGCAAGACAACGGCAUUGGUUGGAAGCAUACCAACUGGAGGACUGGCCGUGCGGUUGUGACUCGUAACCGCGAGUUGGUUGUUCAGUUUAUCAUCACCCUCGCCAACUACGAAUAUAUCUUCGCGUACAAAUUCAACCAAGCCGGCGGCAUCGACAUUGAGACCCGCGCCACAGGCAUCGUCUCCGUCGUCAACAUCGACCCAGGCAAACAAUCCGACUACGGCAACGUCGUGGGCCCCGGAGCCCACCAACACAUCUUCGCCCUGCGCAUCGACCCCGCCAUCGACGGCCACACCAACACCAUAAUCCAAGAAGACUCCCUCCCCGUCCCCAUGAACCCCAGCACAAACCCCCGCGGAAACUACUACGAAGUCCGACGAACCCCCCUCGAAACCUCCUGCCACGCCGACGCCUCCCCCUCGACCAACCGCGUCUUCAAAAUGAUCAACGAAUCCAAACUAAACCCCAUCAGCGGCAAACCCGUAGGCUUCAAACUCGUGCCGCCACCCACCCAGCUCCUCCUCGCCGACCCCGCGAGCAUCCAAUCCCGCCGCGCGGCUUUCGCGCAUCACCAUAUCUGGGCGACGAAGUACGUCGAUAACGAACUCUACGCCGCGGGGCGGUAUACCAUGCAAUCGCGCACGGAGACGGGGGGCGUGGCGGACGCCGUGGCGAGGCAGGAUAAUAUCCGCAACGAGGACGUCGUGGUCUGGAAUGUUUUCGGUCUGACGCAUAAUCCGCGCGUGGAGGAUUGGCCGGUUAUGCCGGUGGAGAUUCAUACGGUGGGAUUGCGGCCGAGUGAUUUCUUUGAGGCGAAUCCGGCGAUUGAUGUGCCUAGUAGUAAGAAUUUGGAGAGCAAACUUGUCAACGGGGCCGGCGUGCAGACGAAUGGAGCGCAGAGUAAUGGGUGCUGCAAUGGGGAUGGGGUGACGAAUGGUGUGAAUGGCACGAACGGGGCGCAGGAGAUGAGGCUGCCUAAUUUGAGGUAG